CAUUAUUAUUAUUCUGCAAAUGGUGCUUUAAUUAGUUAGUUCAGUCACUGAUAAUCAUUAAUAUUCUUCCCACUUUCUUUCUUUCUUUCUCUCCAGCACGAUUCCGUUGGACAUGGAAGAAGACGACAGCAGUUUCUGCUCCCGGUCCAGCUUUGAUACUUGUCACCCACCCAUAACCGACGGAAGAUCACUAGCUGCCUAGCCCUAGUAGGGUCACUGCCUGCCUCCCCAGACAAGCCAACACAAAAGGGCAACCCCCAUUCCUCCAUUUCAAUUCAAGUUUCAAACUUCUUGAGCUCACAAAACGAAUCUAGCUUUUCAGUUGUUUGCCGCCUUAAGAAUGGCGCUUCUGUUUUGGUGUACCUUCGUUGCAGUCUCCACUUCCAUGUGACCAGUUUCCCGACUUCCGGCAAUAAGGUUGGUGGGUCUCUCUCAUAUCUCGUUUUUGCCAUUGUUUGUAACUCCUCUUUCCCCAAGAUUUGAACCUAUCGCUGUCUUCUUGGGCAGUCUGCCAUUUCUUGAUGCUGUGGAAUUUGGUUGAUACGCUUUGCAACGAGGCGAAUAAGUUUUGUUUCUUUGAUGUUUUGGAUCUUGUAAUUGCUUGGCUUGUCUAGCUGCUUACCUGCUUGCUAGUGAACUCUCCUGUGAAUGUUUCUUUUGUGAAUUGUGGUAUUUUGUUAUAGCCUUUCUAUGAAUUGGGUUUGUAAUUUCUCUGAAGAAAAACGAAUCAAGAACUGGAAAAUGGAGUAUGUUUAGAUAGUCUGGUUAUUGGGUUUAUCUUGUACCCUUUCUACCAGCACUCUUGCAGUACAAUUUUGCUUUGGUGUGAGCCUUCAUUUCUGUUCCAGAACAAAAGAUCAGAACUUUCUUAGAUAGGAGAGAAUGGGUUGCAUGAAAGAAGUACACUUAUCUAGGUGUCUAGCUCCUUUGCAAUGACAUAUUUCCAGCCAAAAUGGGGUUUGCUCGGUUCACCGAGCUUGCGAGUGAGUUCAUAAGACUCUUUUAGCUGGAAUCAAGCCUUGAAACUAAAGUCUGGUAGACCUAAAAUCUGCCCUUGUUUCAGAAUAAGCCCUCACUUCUCUUCUUUGUUUUCUGACUCAUUCUCCACCUGAACAUAGGACCAGGACCUUGCUAAGCAAAGACAUAAAUUCCUGGUCUUUUGGCUUACAUUAAAAGGAGGAAAAACACAUGGUAUCAGGAGGAUCACAGAACGGAAGUCGAUGGCAGACCAUUGUGCCUUCCCCUUUCAAGACCAAACUAGCCAACAGAUUCUGCAUCUUCCCUAAGGUGAAAUGUACAGGUUAUGGCCCUGGUGACACCCCUGUGUAUCUCAAUGUGUAUGACCUUACAACAGCUAAUGGUUAUAUCUAUUGGGCUGGCUUUGGAAUCUUUCACUCUGGAGUUGAAGUGCAUGGAGUGGAGUAUGCUUUUGGAGCCCAUGACUUCUCGACCACAGGUGUGUACGAUGUGGAACCUCGAAACUGCCCUGGUUUCAUCUUCAGGAGAUCCAUCUUCAUGGGGACUACUUCCUUGAACGCGAAGGAGUUUCGAGAGUUCAUGGAGGUUCAGUCUGCUGACUACAAUGGUGAUACUUAUCAUUUGAUCUUCAAGAACUGCAACCAUUUCACCCAGAAUGUCUGUUACAAGCUCACUGGCAACUCCAUCCCAAAGUGGGUCAAUCGGCUGGCAAGAAUAGGUUCAAUGUGCAACUGUGUGCUCCCUGAGACACUUCAGCAGGAUACGAGGGUGAGGGAUGAAUCAAGUUGCCACCAAGAGGAGUGCUAUAGCGAGAAGAAGAGGCUGAGAAGCGCCUUCAGCGCGCUGUCAUCGAUCUCAAUCUCUCAAAUGGACAUAUCAGUUCCGAAACUGUUUAGACAUUCCCACUACAACCAGCCAUGGGAGUUCAGGAGGUCUAGAGUAAAAAGGGUCACAGAAGCAGGGUCCAAGUGAAAUGCCGCUUUCAGUUGUUGCAACAUUAUUGAUUUGAUUGCAUUCAUUGAUCUGCUGUUAUGGAAAAGUGGUUCACCAGCAAAGCAGCUGAUUUUGUUAUAUACAUGUUUAUACUAAGCUGGGUCCUGCUUGACUGUACGGCUGCUGGUGCAUCGAGUUGUUAUUAGAACUAUAUUUAUUCAAGAAAAUUUUGGGACAAAAGUUGCGGUAACAACUCACAAGUCAUAUGGAUUUGCAAGAAUUGUUCUUGAACAUUAUCCAUAUCUCUCUUUAAUCCAAUAGUGUACUAUUAGAGAUGGCUAUUUCGAUCUUACUCGUUACUUGUUUUGGGCAGAGCGUAAUAUACAUUGUGUGAGAUU
Molecule: messenger RNA, 2309 nt
Organism: Linum trigynum
Lineage: Eukaryota; Viridiplantae; Streptophyta; Magnoliopsida; Malpighiales; Linaceae
Source: the annotation of a GenBank genome assembly